GUAUGGCACAGGUCGCAUUGAAUCACUGAGCCACUUCCACUUUUAUGAAGUCGGAACCAGGGAACUUCAAACUCCUGGGCUGCGCCACCUCUUAUCAGCACCCCACUCCUGACAAAUAUCAGCCUUUGGAUAAAAGCCAGGACGAAACAAACAAUGUUCGGUCGCUGCGUGAGGAGGAGGGAGGUGGGAAGCACUGGUAUAAAGUCAAAGGGCUGCAGAUGUGAGACCACAUUGACAGAGACGCUCCAGACGAACCUUUCUGCGCUCCCGCGUCAAACUCUAGACGACGAUCACUCUGCAAAGGAGGGACACGCCAGAGGAUUACUUUUCUAAUUCUAGAGGAUUAUUAGUUAUUAACGGACAUUUUGUUUUAGAAGCGCCUGGAAAUGGAUAUUUACGUUUUGAUUUCCGUGUUAUCACUAAUGUACUCCUGGAUGUUGUGCACAGUGCGCGCAGCGCCGGCUGCACACACGACCGCAGCCCCCGCCGUCACCCAGAGGCGCCAUGUGCGCACCAAGCGCUGCUCCUGCGCCACUUUCCUGGAUAAGGAGUGCGUCUAUUUCUGCCACCUGGACAUCAUAUGGGUCAAUACACCGGAGCGCGUGGUCUCCUACGGCAUGGGCGACGCGCCCAGGACGCGGCGCGCGGCCCCGGGCUCCAUGGCAACCAGGAGCGGGGCUCGCUGCCGGUGCGCCCGCGAGGACGACGCCGCCUGCAGCAGCUUCUGCCUGGAACGCGACCUCAGGUAUGAGACACCGACGGACUCCGCCGAGGGCGACGGUUGCGCUGGGGCGCAGUGCAAACACGAGCUGGCGGCCGACACGGGCGCGAGCACGAGGCUGAAGGGAAGCGAGCAGCUGCUCAAGGCUGCGCUGAAGACGCGCCUGCUGCUGGAGACGUGGAGGGCGAGGCGGCCUCCCAAGGAUGGAAGAUAGCCUCCACAGAGGCAGAGCCAAGGGGCCGAAGGCAUCCUCCCACGGGGAGCGGAGCACUGGAGCUCCAGCGUCACACCCGCGGACCUGCUGCAGUGUCUGCAGCCGAGCACAGCGUCGACAGCCUCGCCUGGUUGCACUUCAGGCGGCCGAAUGAGGUCAGAGGCAGCGACGGGAGCUCAGGUGAAGGCAGAUAAGCUAAACAAAGGACCUGUUCUGCAGAAUCAAGGACUCUGAUUGACCUCUUCCGGUGUUACAGUCACACUCGGCCACUCCACAGACUCACAACACCAAGCAGCAUUUCAAGAGCCCGACUUUACUGGGAGAGAUUAUUAACAUGAAAGCUUCUGAAAAUGAGAAAGAAGCUGCUGUGUAUUGAAGAAGCAGUUCUGCUUAAUAUUUCAAACGUUGUUUUAUUUUUGCAAGCAACAGAUCGAUGUGCUUAUGUAGAAAGCAUUAUGUGCUUUACACCAGAUACGGAUUUGACUGACUGAUACUAAUUACUGCAAACAGUAUAUUUUCACAGGGUGUCCCCUGUGAACCAGGACACGGGGCACUGUAUCUAUGCAGUAGAGCAGCUGCUGGGACUUUAUCUUGCUGUUGAUCUUUACAUCUCUCAUAAUUUAAGACUAAUGUUUUAUUUAUUUAUUUUUUAUUUACUGUAUUCUGGUGGCCAUAUUGGUCCAUCGCAUCUGGGUCGUCAUUUCUAUGAAAUGUUUCAUUACCAAUGUGCCAAACAGAGGCUAACUUUAAUAAAUUUGUUCAUUUAUUUAAAACUAA
This is a messenger RNA of Betta splendens (Siamese fighting fish), 1712 nucleotides long. It is a transcript of the gene edn1, whose product is annotated as endothelin 1. Gene Ontology annotation, biological process: vein smooth muscle contraction; regulation of vasoconstriction; intracellular calcium ion homeostasis. Gene Ontology annotation, molecular function: hormone activity; endothelin A receptor binding; endothelin B receptor binding. Lineage: Eukaryota; Metazoa; Chordata; Actinopteri; Anabantiformes; Osphronemidae. The record is from RefSeq and is a predicted model, not a curated record. Gene Ontology annotation, cellular component: extracellular region. Bases 387 to 935 code for a protein of 182 amino acids. The transcript is spliced from 5 exons.